Messenger RNA from Aureobasidium musti, 1947 nucleotides. The record is from the annotation of a GenBank genome assembly. NCBI's taxonomy places the organism in Eukaryota, Fungi, Ascomycota, Dothideomycetes, Dothideales, Saccotheciaceae.
AUGUCGUCGGCUGGAGGAACAACUGACGUUGAAUUAAAGACGGACUCGACGGCAACCCAAGAUGUCGAUGCGAUCAACGGACCAGACGUCGCGACAGGCAGCGAUGUCAUACAACCAGUCCCGUCGCCCUCGAACCAAGUAAAAGGCUCGGCACAACACGACGUCGUAGGACACGACAGUUCCCAUUUGUUGACCCAUCCGGAAGCUUCUUCUUUGGACUCGACCGCUGCAGCCCAGCAGAUCUCAGAGAACCGCGAACCUUCUUACACCAGAGAAGAAGCGACGACGACACAGAUACGCCAAGCUGCUCCAGAACACUCGACAAUUGCAUCUUUGAAACACGAACAUAGCUCUCGCACACAAUCGCCACUACGCGAGUCGUCAGUGCCUGUACCAUCGACAGAGAUGAAUGCUUCUGUGGCACCUUCUGCGCCUCCCAAGCGCAGCCAUAAGAAGAAGGGCGUGGCAGCUGCAGCUGUUGUCAAGCGCGGUGCUACUGCUCCUGCUAAACGCAGUCACAAGAAGAAGGUCGUCGCCUCAUCAACUGCUACUCCCGCGCAAGGCUCGCCAGCUCCUCGCUCUGUGCGGACCGCCUCUUCGCCUGCAAGAUCGUCGCCUGAUGUCGAUGGCAACGGCGACCAAAACAUGUCUGGAGACGAAGGCGAAGAAGAGGAGGGUGAUGGUGAUGGUAAUAUUUCCGACACGGACCUUUACUGCAUUUGUCGCAAACCGGAUACCGGAACUUUCAUGAUAGGCUGUGAUGGCUGCGACGACUGGUUCCACGGCAAAUGCGUUAACAUCUCGGAAAAGUGGAAGACGCUCAUUGACAAGUACAUUUGUCCGUUUUGCGAGGAAAAAGGCGUCGGCGAAACGACUUGGAAGAGAAUGUGUCGUCGCAAUGGUUGCAACAUGCCCGCCUUGGUGGCUAAGGGCUCCAAGUAUUGCUCGGACAGAUGCGGUGUACUGUUUUUCCAGACGCUGAUUGCAGAGCGCACUCGUCAAGUCACCGCCGAUGAUCUGGGCGCCAGAGGCGGCCUCAUCAGUGGCAACGAGCUCAAGGCUAUCCUCCAGGUGUACCCUACUGCCGAAGCACUCCACAACCUGAACAACGGCCCAGUCUCUCCUGCGCCUGGCUCUUCUUCCAACGCUAUCAAGGACGAAAGCGCCGAAGACGAAACUUCACACGAAUCCGCACUCAACGACAUCGAACGCGAACGCAUCGAUCAAAUCACUCAUCUGAAAGCUACCACGCGCGCCCGCCACUCUCUCCUCAAAGACCGCGCCAAGUUCGUCGCCAUGCUCAAGACGGUCGCCUCACGCCUUGCCGACCACAGAAGCGUCAAGCCCAAAGACCUCUGCGGCUACGACUCCCGCCUCACCUGGAGCGAAGAAGAAUUCAGCAUCUGGCGCUCUUCAGAAGCCGGCCAAGAAGCCCUUCGCAUCGAGAGCUUACCUCUACCCUCAGACGAAGAUCUAGAUAACGACGCAAGCAUGAGCGGUAUCUCCCCAGACCCAUCCACCUGCAUGAAGAAACGCUGCAACAGACACUACGAAUGGGCCAAACUAGACAUCGACCACACGCGCUUCGAAAUCACUCAAAACGCACAAACCAUGCAAGGUCUCGACAAGGAAGAAAAGGAAAUCAUCGAACGCGCUCGUCUUCGCGCCAGAGAAAUCAGAGCUGGGGGUGUGGGUGGCACUGUCGAGUUUCAUGGUUUGAGUGCCCCCAAGGAGAACAAAGAGGACAGAGAAAUGGGUGUUGGACCUGUGGUUGAAGAGCGCCAUGUGGACAGCCAUGGUCAGCCUGCUUCUCAGGAUGUGGAGAUGCAAGACAAGACUGAGGAAAUGGUGGAUGUUGAGGAAAUGCCUCAGCAGCAUGAUGGCGAUAACGAUGAUGACGAGGGCAAGGAAGUUGAUAUGGUUGAUGCCAUUGCCGCUUCCAUCUGA